CAACCGCAGAAAAAUAUGGCUCAGGAGACUAACCAGACCCCAGGGCCCAUGCUGUGUAGUACAGGAUGUGGCUUUUAUGGGAAUCCUAGGACAAACGGAAUGUGUUCUGUUUGCUACAAAGAGCAUCUCCAGAGGCAGCAGAAUAGUGGCAGAAUGAGCCCAAUGGGGACAGCUAGUGGUUCCAACAGUCCUACCUCAGAUUCUGCAUCUGUGCAAAGAGCAGACACUAGUUUAAACUACUGUGAGGGUGCUGCUGGCAGCACAUCUGAAAAAUCAAGAAAUGUGCCUGUGGCUGCCUUGCCUGUAACUCAGCAAAUGACAGCAACGAGCAUUUCAAGAGAGGACAAAAUAACUACCCCGAAAACAGAGGUGUCAGAGCCAGCUGUUACUCAGCCCAGUUCAUCAGUUUCUCAACCCAGUGCUUCUCAAAGUGAAGAAAAAGCUCCUGAGUUACCCAAACCAAAGAAGAAUAGAUGUUUCAUGUGCAGAAAGAAAGUUGGCCUUACAGGGUUUGACUGCCGAUGUGGAAAUUUGUUUUGUGGACUUCACCGUUAUUCUGACAAGCACAACUGUCCGUAUGAUUACAAAGCAGAAGCUGCAGCAAAAAUCAGAAAAGAGAAUCCAGUUGUUGUGGCUGAAAAAAUCCAGAAAAUAUAAAUUACUACUUGUGAAGAGACUGAAACUUUGUUUUUAUUUUAAUAUAUCGUAGGAAAACAUUAAAGAGCAGAUGCAUGGCCAUUU
Molecule: messenger RNA, 741 nt
Organism: Myotis daubentonii (Daubenton's bat)
Lineage: Eukaryota; Metazoa; Chordata; Mammalia; Chiroptera; Vespertilionidae
Product: AN1-type zinc finger protein 5-like
Exons: 1
Coding region: 16-657 (213 amino acids)
Source: RefSeq, a predicted model, not a curated record